ACAAUUUCGUUUCGGGUCAAUAUUUUCACAUCUCUACUAUUUCUACGUUCGCUAACUGAGCGGAGAGCAGUUCAACUCAUCGCGUGGCUGCAGUGACGGAAUGUAAUAUGGCUUGAUCGUAUCUUUGUUUGUUAAAAGGUUUUUAUGAGGACAAUUUGUUAUAUUGGAGUAACUAAUUGGCAAUAUCGACAGUAUUUCAAAUGUUCACCACGUUUUAUCAUUGUGAUCAACUACCAAAUGUAAAACAAUUCAACAAUAGUGAUAGACCAACACGUUAACGCAGAAGGACAUGAAGACUUGAUCCCUCUGAAAAGCGCAAUAAUUAUUCAACAUACUAAUGGACCCUACUCUUUUUAUCAGUGGAAUUAACCAGUUGACAUGUCGAGAUACGGAAAGGUGCAGCUUAUGAUCUUAGCGUUUGCUACUUCAUGUAUUAUCAUCUACCAUAACUGCUCCACGUCGUAUCGAUUAGAACAAGUCAUCAAAGGAAAAUUACUACAAAGAGCUAGUUUUUCAAAUGUGACAAAGAAAAAAAUAAACGCUGUGGAAUAUAAUGUCACGGCACAAAUACCACCCGAACAGAAACCCAUUCCGGCUCCAUUGCUCGGAUGGCGGAAAAAUGUACACUGGGAGCCAGGAGCUGAGCUGGAUAUAUAUGAUUUUUUAAUCAAUCCUGUUGAUAAGUGCAACACUGGAAAAGAUAAUUUCACAUUACUUGUCUUAAUUAAAUCAGCACCAGGUAAUACUGAACGCAGGGAUGCUGCCAGGCGGACAUUAAUCGAUGGGGCCCUGAAAUUUAAUGUGUCCACUAGGUUGCUUUUUAUCAUGGGAGAUUCCGAAGCACAAGACAAGAGGGAAAAGAUUCAGGAAGAAGCCCGAAGACAUAGAGAUAUCCUAAAGGUGGGCUUCCACGACGGUUAUUACAAUCUCACCAUCAAACUCGUCAUGGGGUUUAAAUGGGCCUUGCAGUUUUGCAACAACAGUGAAUUCUUAAUGUCAAUGGAUGACGAUGUCAUGGUUGAUAUCGUGACCCUGGUCAACGACCUCGACGCUUUACCACCACAGGAUCACUUUCAAUUCGUGCUGGGAGAUAUAAGAGCGUGGACUAAACCGUUUCGUAACGUAUGGAGUAAAUGGUACAUGCCAGAGGACAUCUACCCUGAUGAGACGUACCCUCCAUAUCCAUUAGGGCCUGGGUAUGUUAUGUCACAUCACGUAGUCAAAAAACUCUAUCUGAUAUCCAGAGAAACCCCAGCAACGAUACCGUUUGACGAUGUUUAUUGCGGUAUGCUCUUGCAUAAGUUAAACAUCAGCAUCGUUCACCGACCUAGAUGGUUUAAAGACCGCCAUCCGCAAAAGAAAAAGCAGGAUUAUUUAAAGAUUGAGUUAUCACCGCAGAAAAUGGAGAAAGCUUGGACAAGUUUUGAAGAAGACUUUGAAAAAUAGAAUUCUCAGCCCCGUCUCAUAAAGAGUUUAUUUAGUUAUUUAUUUAUUUCUGGUAUUGAGACAGGGUG
This is a messenger RNA of Strongylocentrotus purpuratus (purple sea urchin), 1514 nucleotides long. RefSeq names its product beta-1,3-galactosyltransferase 5-like. Gene Ontology annotation, cellular component: membrane. The transcript has a single exon. Bases 379 to 1446 code for a protein of 355 amino acids. Gene Ontology annotation, molecular function: hexosyltransferase activity. The record is from RefSeq and is a predicted model, not a curated record. Lineage: Eukaryota; Metazoa; Echinodermata; Echinoidea; Camarodonta; Strongylocentrotidae.